Molecule: messenger RNA, 1170 nt
Organism: Salvelinus fontinalis (brook trout)
Lineage: Eukaryota; Metazoa; Chordata; Actinopteri; Salmoniformes; Salmonidae
Product: beta/gamma crystallin domain-containing protein 2-like
Exons: 6
Coding region: 1-1095 (364 amino acids)
Biological process (GO): lens development in camera-type eye; visual perception
Molecular function (GO): structural constituent of eye lens
Source: RefSeq, a predicted model, not a curated record
AUGAGUAAGAUAACUUUCUACGAGGACAGCAACUUCCAGGGGCGCUCUUAUGAGUGCGAUGCAGACUGCGCUGACAUGCACCCCCAUUUCAGCCGCUGUAACUCCAUCAAGGUAGAUAGCGGCUGCUGGGUGCUGUACGAGCGUCCCAACUACACAGGCUAUCAGUACGUGCUGACCAGAGGGGAGUACCCAGAGUACCAGCACUGGAUGGGAUACAAUGACAGCAUCCGCUCCUGCCGUACCUUCUCCUAUACUAGCGGAGGCCCAUACCGCAUGCGCAUCUAUGAACGCCCCAACUUCCAGGGCCAGACGAUGGAGUUCGCUGAGGACUGUGAGUCUGUCCAGGAACGCUUCCGCAGCCGUGACGUCUACUCCUGUAAUGUUCUGGAGGGCUACUGGACCCUCUACGAACACCCCAACUACCGCGGCCGCCAGUACUUCAUGAGGCCUGGAGAGUACAGGAAGUUUAGUGACUGGGGCGCCACAUGCGCCACCACUGGCUCCUUCCGUAGGAUCACCGAGUUUUCACAGCAAGCAGAACGAGCAGCUCACCAACCAGACGCAAAUAUGAUGGGAAAGAUCAUCUUCUACGAGGACAAGAACUUUGGUGGCCGUCACCAUGAGUGCAUGAGUGACUGCGCUGAUCUUCACUCCAUGUUCAACCGCUGCCAAUCCAUCAGGGUGGUGAGCGGUAUGUUCAUGAUCUACGAGCGCCCCAACUUCAUGGGACACCAGCAUUUCCUGAGGAAGGGAGAGUACUCCGACUACAUGCGCAUGAUGGGAAUGAACGAAUGUGUCAAGUCCUGCCGCAUGAUCCCCAUGCACCGUGGUAACUUCAAGAUGAGGCUGUACGACCGCUCUGACAUGGGAGGCCAGAUGAUGGAGCUGGAUGACGACUGCCCCAACUGUAUGGACCGUUUCCGUAUGUCCGACUUCAACUCCUGCAACGUGAUGGACGGCCAAUGGCUGAUGUACGAUCAGGCCAACUAUAGAGGACGCCACUACUACCUGAGGCCCGGCCAGUACCGUAGAUACAACGACUGGGGAGGCAUGAGCUCCAAGAUCGGCUCAAUCAGGCGCAUUAUGGACCUCUAAAGAAGGAAGGGUCCUUGUAAAAUGUCUACUUUAUGCCUUGUUUCACACACUGAAUAAAAUGGUGUCAGUGCUCAA